Molecule: messenger RNA, 5820 nt
Organism: Tetranychus urticae (two-spotted spider mite)
Lineage: Eukaryota; Metazoa; Arthropoda; Arachnida; Trombidiformes; Tetranychidae
Biological process (GO): mitochondrial translational elongation
Cellular component (GO): mitochondrion
Molecular function (GO): translation elongation factor activity; GTP binding; GTPase activity
Source: RefSeq, a predicted model, not a curated record
UAUGAUGCUUCCUGUUACUUUCAAUUUUCAGUGCUUCUUGAAUCUUUUUCAGUCAAUCUUUUCAUAAUCAAACAAUUAAAGUUUUUAAACUUUUCAGUCAAAAUUAAUAUGCUAGAGUACUGUCAUUGUAUUAUCAUAUUCAUCAGAAGCUGACAAUCUGUGAUAACAAUUUCAUAAUGAAAGUAAACCACAUGUGUUCAAUUUUUGUAUCUGUUAAGUUCAAAUUGUCAACUAGAUUUUUUAAUAAAUGUUGUUAUUCAACCGAUAGGAUUGGAUAUUCAUCUAAUAACAGAUUUUUAAAUGUUUGUGUUUUUGGAAAUCAUCAGUCCGGCAAAACUCUAUUAUGCUCUACACUGACUAAGGCGCUAUCCAAAAUCAAUUCAACCCAGUAUAUACCAGUUGAUGUUUUGGAUAGUAAUGAAGAUGAAAAGAAAACAGGAUCCACUAUCAACCUUUCAUUUGCACCUAUCAACACUGGGAACUCUGAAGUUACUUUAAUUGAUUGUCCUGGUAGAGAUAUUUUAAUCAACCCAAGAAUAACAGGAUUAACUAUCGCUGACUUAGGAGUUUUGGUUGUUUCUUGUGAUCAAGAUUCAUUAGUGGACAUCAUUAGGAAGGAACUAGCCUUAGCUAGACAUUUCAAUCUCAGAGAAAUUGUUCUAUUCCUCAAUAAGUCAGAUUUGAAAUUUUUAGAUGGUAAUGUACAUACAAAUGAAUCCAUAAAGAAACUACUGAAUCAAUAUGGAUACCAAAGUGAUCUCAUAUUUUCUGGAAGUCUUUUGGAACCCGAUGCGGAUGAUCAACCUCAAAUCAAACAACUAAUAGAUUAUAUCGACAAAUUUCCAAUUCCUAAACGUGAUUCAGUAUCUCCAGUGUACAUGAAAGUUAUCACAACCAAAGUCUUGGACAGCAGCGAUACUUUUGUCUUAGGAUAUCUUGAAAAAGGUACAUUUUCUGUUGGACAAAAUUUUACCGUUCUUGGAAAAGGACGCGAGUUUGAUGUUUGUGUCUCCGAAAUUCUUGACUCCGAAUGUGAUAAAAUUGAAGCUGGAUCCUUAUGUAAAAUAAUGCUACGAGGAAAUAGAAGAAGAUGGCUGUCAAAAGGGGUUGUCAUCACAAAUCCUGGAUCAUACCAAGCUAACGACCACUUUAAUUGCUCGAUCACACCAACUUCUGCAGAUGAUUAUUUCAAGGAAAGUUUUGGCCAAAACCUUCCAUUAGACCUUUACUCUGACCAACCGCACAGUUUCUGUCGCGUUAAGGCUUUAGAUUACUGUAAAGUAGACAAUAUGUACAAUUGCAAUAUAAAACUAAGUGAUGCUCAAGUCUUAUCCAAAAAUUACCCAUUUGUAUUAGCCAAAAAUAAAAUACUAGUUGGUCUCGGAAAAGUCAAUGAAAUAUUACCAAAUCUCAAUGCCGAAGAUAAGCUGAGGAUGCAUAAAAAAUUGCAAUGAAACCGAAUCUGUAUAAAACCAAAUCAAUUUUUUGUUAUAAUUAAUAAAUUGUAUUUAAGAGCUAUGACUAAACUGGCAAAUGUUUAUUUUGAUGUCCAACUUGAAGAUUGAUUAUAAUCAUUCAAUUUUAUUCAAUUUUGUAACUUACGAAUUGUUUACCAAACUCUCAUCCAUCAAAUCAAAUGUCAACCAAAUUUAAUUUACCUACAAUGGUCCAUUUGAGAGCCAAAUUACUUUUCCAAGAAAACAAUUGGACUCUUGACUAUUUGCCUCAAAUUUCGAGUUUCUUAUUCAGACUUAAUCAUUGGUAAAGAGGAUAACAAUUUUUAACCUAACAUGAGCACCAUUAGAUCUAACGGAGCUGCUAGUCUAUACGACUAUUAUAUCCAAUCUAAUCAAUUUUUUUCUGUAAUUGAACGAUCAACAGAUUACGUGAAAGUUUUUAAAUUCAUUGGAAUGAUUGGCCUUUGCGAAAAGAUUUACAUGACCAUUCUUUACACAGGAACUCUGAUCAACGAGUUGAUGGGUAAAAAUGACUUUUUUGACGAAACCAACAAUCGGAUUCUAUUUAAUUUAUUUACAACCAUAGAUCAACUCUUUAUAUUUCACGAUUGGUUCACAUUUGAUCCCUUCUUAUUCAGCUCUGCUUUCGAUGAAAUCUGGAAAACAUUACCUUUCUCUAAUGCAACUACACACAAAAUAGAGUCACAAUUAACUUACUGUAAAUUGAACUUCACCAUACUAACCCUGUCUCAAUUUAUCUUAUGUUAUGCUCUUCUGUUCCACGACCCUUUGGUUGAACAGAAAAAAGUAUCGAAUCUAACUUACAUCAGUAAAGUGUUCAACGUAUUGGGAUAUGGAUAUUCACUGUUUAUUGUAAACCACCUUCUGAUUACCGGUGUUUUCCUCCAUUCUGGUUUUGUCUCCUUGUCGUCCAUUUUGGAUUCAUUGGUUAACUAUUCCAAGACGAAGUUAUGUCUGUCAAAACAACAUCUUAGGCCCAAAAUAAUCUGUUAUUAUCGAAAUGUGUACAAUUUUUUAGGACAAUUAACCGAUUUAACAGAUAGAUCACACAGAAUGUUUAUUGGUACAUUUUACUUGACUUGUGUUCCCAAGAUGGUUACUAUGGUUUAUGACAUUGUCUUUACUGGUGCUGAAUUCAAAAUAUUUCACAUAGCUGAAGCUUGUGCUAAUGUGAUCAGAUUAAUUGUAAUAACCAAUAGUGUGGCUGAAAUACCAAAUUACACAGCAAAUUUUUGGAAAACAAUUUAUUCAUUUUCAAUAGUUUGUACAGACUCUCCGAGUAUGAACGAGGCAAAUUUAUUUCUGGAAGCGAGUCUUAACCAAAAUUAUGGAAUCAAAAUUUUUUCAAGCAAAGUCAUAACUUAUGCAAUAGUACCUACAAUAAUUACCACAAUUGCAACCUAUUUCAUAGGUAUAGCGUCAUACCAGAGAAGCCGAAUCUAUGCUUGCUUCGAUAAAGCCAAUGACACUAAAUGUCUUGUUGAUUGAAAGCAAGUAAAAAUGGACAAAGUGAUUUAAUUUGAUAACAUAUUCGGAAAGAAUAGACUUCAUUUUUGUGGCUUUUAAUUUGUUUAAGAGAUUGGUUAUCAACGAUUUUCAGUGAAGUUCAGUUUCUCAGUUUUGACUUGAACUUUCUGCUGAUACGCAAUUAGGUGAAAAUCCCUUACAGUGUGUAACUCUUAACUUAAGAGUCUUAAGUUAAGAGUCACAACCACAUGAUCAAGUGUAAACAUUAGUUGUUUAUUAAAAAUGAAUGUUGACUGUUUUCAUUCCUUAUCUUGAUUCUGUCAUGAAUCAUAUUUAUUUUUAAUUUGUGAAGCAAGAAAAUGGAUCAAUAAAAUGAUUUUGUUCUUGUAUAAAGUUAUAAUAAUUUACAGAAGCCAUGAUUGGAUGGAAAGGUGUUUUUCUCAGAAAGUGUUCUCUCAAGAAUGCUACUUGUCUAACUAACUUACAUUUUAAUUGGAAAUCAAUUACAAAUGAUCUGAUUGUUGAUAAAAGUGGCUGUUUGUCAUCUGACUUCACAUUAAUUGUCAAUUUGUGAAACAAGGAUUGUUAACCUGCAGUAAAUUUGAUUCUUAUUUGGGUUUCAAUGUUUCUGUUUUAUUCGAGAUCUCUCUGGAUCAAUCAACUUUUGCUGUAAAUGUCUUCCAGAUUUUGUGAUAUCAUUUAAACUGAAUGAUCAUGGGUAUCAUGAGAAUCUUUAAAAAUUGCCGUCGUAAAUCAACCAUCAAACAAAUUUACCAUUCUUUCAAAUUCAUGUUGAUUUCUACAAUUAUUGAGAACGUUGGUUCAACGUCGGAAGGUAUCCCAAACAAUGAGCUGGAUCCUAUUCACCGAUCAAAUUACCAUUCGCUUGGAUAUGAUUUAUUCAUUUAUGGAUCCGUAACAUUAUCCUUCAUUUUAGCAUGGAAAUUACUAAAGAUUUACCGUAACAGUAUCACAAUUCCCAUUUAUGAUGCUUCAAAGGGUCAUCAUUGGGUCUCCUUUCAACUUCCACCGAUGAUGGUUUCCAAUGUGGUAUUUUGUAACAUCUGCAAAGGUUUAAUUGUUGACGGAUUAUACUGUGAUUAUUGUGGUAUUUGUGCAGACAGUAGUUCAUGUCAUCAUUCUGCUGACACUCAAAUUCCAUGUAAACUAUCUUUCACUCGUGCUGAUGAUAAUAUUUCAUUCCAUCGCCAUCAUUGGGUUCAAGGAAAUAUAUCUUCUCAAUCUUCUUGUAUUGUUUGUGGUGAUGAUAUUGAAGAAAAAGAAGACGUUCUCCAAGAUUUCAGAUGUUGUUGGUGUCAACGGACGGUUCAUGAAGCAGAAUCAUGUUACAAUCAGAUUUCUGAUACACGUUGUGACUCUGGAAAAUAUGGUAAAUACAUCAUUCCACCAGAAUCCAUUAAAUGUCAAUCUCGCUGGUUACGAGGGCGAAGUCAAGUUAUUUGUUCCAUCGAUCCGACUAAACCAACUGAAAAUUGGCAACCUCUGAUAGUAUUCGGUAAUAGAAAAAGUGGAAACAAUGAUGGAGCCAAAGUAUUACGAGCUUUUCGCUAUGUUCUCAAUCGUUGUCAAGUCAUUGAUCUAGCCAAUGAAUCACCAGAACAAGGCUUAUAUUGGUGUAAGGUUUUAUCGAAAAAUCAUCCAGAUAUUGUGCCAGUUAUUCUUGUUGCCGCUGGUGAUGGCACAGUUGCUUGGAUUCUUCAGACUAUUGAUAAAAUGAAACUCUCACCUGUUCCAAUGGUUGGUAUUAUUCCUCUUGGAACCGGUAAUGACUUGGCUCAAGUUCUUGGCUGGGGAGCAAGUUUCAAUUGCGAUUCACCACUAAGAUUUAUAAUGGAUUGUCUAGAGAAAUCAAAAUGUGUGCUAUUAGAUAGAUGGUCAGUUAAAAUAUCCCCUCCAAUAUUUGGUCUUUCCUUCACUUAUAAAUCUCUAGUCAUGAAUAAUUAUCUAUCUAUUGGAGUUGAUGCUUUGGUGGCACUAAAUUUUCAUCAAACAAGAGAAUCAAAAUAUUACAGUUGGUUUGGCAGUCGAUUGUUUAAUAAAUUUUUAUACUUUAGCUACGGAACUAAAGAUCUUUUAGAACGUAAAUGUAGUGAAUUGGAGAAAAAAAUAUAUUUAGAGUUGGAUGGAGUUAAGCAAGAUUUACCUGAACUAGAAUCAAUUGUUGUCUUAAAUAUACCCAGCUGGGGUGGUGGAAAAGAUAUCUGGUCCAUAGGUAGAAAUUCAGAAAGCACUUUUCCUGAUCAGCAGAUAGAUGACCAAUUGAUUGAAGUUUUAGGCAUAACUUCUUCUUUCCAUAUUGCUCAAAUAAUGGUUGGACUUUCAGAGCCUCUUAGAAUUGGAAGAGCCAAAACGGUGCUCAUCAAGCUUACCGAUAAACUUCCUAUGCAAGUUGAUGGUGAACCUUGGAUCCAACACCCGUGUAGUAUUAAAAUUGAUUGGCUUAAUCAAGCAAAAAUGUUGAAAGUUCCAGUUAAAGAAUGAAUUCAAAUCUGCAAAGGAAAGCAAGAGUUCUUAUAAUUGUCAAUUCUUUUGUGUCGUUUAGGACUGCUACUCAUCUGACUAAUGUGCUUAAUAGUACAUUAUUUAUUUCGUAUUUUUUAAUCAAAACAGGCGAAUUAUCAUAUUCAAAGUUUAUCAACUAUACAAGUUAUCAAAUCCAUCUCCAAAUCAGACUGAAAUUUAGUAUUUCUUAUUAAAGUUCCAUUCGAAUAAGAUACUUAAAUGUGGUUUAUGUGACUCACUUUCGGAUAUUUAACGAAAGAAUCCCAUGAAAUCCCCUUUUGUAAAUUCCCUUUCAGUUAUUUAAAUACUAUUACCUUUCUUAUCUAAAUAAAUUCUGUUAACUCAUUCAUUC